GAUUGCGUUCGAUCGAACAAAUCGAGAGCAUUGACGUAGUCCACUCUAUUUUCCACUAUUACUUGAAAAAAAUCAGAAUUCAAAAAUCUUCUCGCAAUGAAAACUUAGUUCGAUACCUCAGAAAUGAAAAAACAAGCUAAAUUUUACCAAACAGACUCGAAAAGAGCAUUAAAUGUUGAACAAAUCUCUGUAUCCAGACUCGAAUAAAUGUGCUUUUCGAAUGUUGGACUACGAACUUCCACCGAGCAGCUGCGUUCCGUUGCUCCGUUCAACCCAGCCAUACCCUCCUCAAAGAAAACAUUAUCAGACACUCGCAUCAGUGUAUAGUAUCUCCUUAGUCCUUCGUCGCACGCGCGGAGAGUAAGUAGUGACAAAUGGAUAAAAAUAGUUGUAAAUAGCGUGUGCGCUUUAGCCGAACGUCCGGCUCUACACUUCUCUAUCCCGGGGAAGAUGCGGAGGAUCCGUGUCUCCAGCUCCGCAGCUCUCAGAUCGGAGCUACGUCACAGUUGAGGUAUUUCAUUGUUCGGCUUUCCCGAGUGGUCCCCUGACAGGGCCCGGAGGACACCGACGAGAUGCUCUCCCGUAAGAACAAGGAUCUGCGCACCAUAAAGGAGGGUGUCGUUGGGAAGUAUGUCAAGAAGGAUACCCCGCCGGAGAUGCCCAUUAUCAAUGUCUGGACUACAGAACCAAACAGGAGGGGGCGAAGACUAAACCAACCAGCAAUCACUUCAUCUAUGCCCAUAAGUUCACAACAACCAACUAUGGUACAAAAAUUUGGUAACACUAAGUCCACAUUAAGUGCUGUCGGCUUGGGCAGUCAUGAAGGAAAAUACACGCCAAAUAGUUCAGUCCCUGACUUGGCACAGAGAUUUGCCAGCCUGUCCAUGAACUCUGCUUCAAGCGAUGGGAUGCCUUCGCGUACAGCAACACCAUUGUAUCAGCCAAGUCUGUCGCCAGCUAUGUCUCACACAUAUGUCAAUCAGUAUGCAGGUUCAGAAUAUCACUUGGAUAGAGAUCAACAAACACCACAAUUGCCUUAUUCUUAUGAUAUUGACAGUGGAUAUGAUGAUUAUAAUUCACAAACUCAAUAUAGACAAAAUCCAGGAUAUAGCCAUGCAGUAUCAGAAAGACCUAGCUCAAGAAAUGAGCAAUCAGAGGAAUUACCUUUACCACUAGGUUGGUCAGUUUAUUUUACUCUGCGUGGGAGAAAGUAUUAUGUUGACCAUAAUACGAGAACCACUCAUUGGUCUCAUCCACUGGAAAAAGAAGGAUUACCGACUGGUUGGGAACGAAUAGAUUCACAAGAAUAUGGAGUGUAUUAUGUAAAUCAUAUAACAAGACAAGCACAGUAUCAACAUCCUUGCUAUCCAUCAGAGAUGCAAGCUGUCAGAGUUGUGCCUCCACCGCAGCAUACAAAUUUCCAUUCACACAGUGUCUUAGUACCAGCUAAUCCAUACAUCAACGAAGAGAUUCCUCGUUGGUUGUAUGUUUACAGUAGAGCUUCAGUAGAUUUAGAUCGUAAGUUAAUAUGGGAAAUGUUUCGUUUACCUGAACUUGAGUGUUUUAAUGCAAUGUUAAUAAGACUGUUCACGCAAGAAGUAAGAGAAAUCGUUAUGCGAUACGAAAAAUAUAGAAAUGCUCUUCGAUAUGAGAUAGAACAAAGAUCAAAAGAAAUGAAUGAAGAAGAAUCCACUAAUUCAAACACAAGGGCUAUUUGUACCGAGAUGUUUUGAGCAGAAUUAAUUGACUGAUGUGACUAUUUUUAGACAUGCAUACAAUUUACAAAAAAUAUUUUUUGUAUAGACUAUAUUGUUAAAUAUUAUAUUAUACAAUAUUAACAAUUUUAUCAAUGUAAAUUUUUAAACAAUUAUAAAAAUCAAUUAUUUACGAUUC
Messenger RNA from Nasonia vitripennis (jewel wasp), 1893 nucleotides. Its product is annotated as protein salvador homolog 1. NCBI's taxonomy places the organism in Eukaryota, Metazoa, Arthropoda, Insecta, Hymenoptera, Pteromalidae. Gene Ontology annotation, molecular function: molecular adaptor activity; protein binding. The record is from RefSeq and is a predicted model, not a curated record. The transcript has 6 exons. Bases 573 to 1733 code for a protein of 386 amino acids. Gene Ontology annotation, biological process: hippo signaling; regulation of cell population proliferation; apoptotic process.